Molecule: messenger RNA, 6741 nt
Organism: Trichogramma pretiosum
Lineage: Eukaryota; Metazoa; Arthropoda; Insecta; Hymenoptera; Trichogrammatidae
Exons: 6
Coding region: 2182-3321 (379 amino acids)
Source: RefSeq, a predicted model, not a curated record
ACCUUUUGUUUAGAAGAAAAAGGGAAAAAUAGAGACUGAAUAAGCUAGUGCGUUUCCAUGUCUAUUCCUCAGGAAUGAAAGGAGCCCUGGCGAUGACACGUUUUAUUUGCAUUGCAAUUGAUUUCGACAUUUUCAAUUCCAAUUAUGACUAAACUGUUAAAUAAUAUGUUUUUUUCACUUUGGUCUAGCUGUCGAGUCAAAAUAACGUACAAGUUUUUGUUUUUUGUUUUGUUUUUACUAGAUUAUACUCGUUACCAAAGAUUUCUGACGCAUCAAUAUCAAAUGGGACAAACCAAAAUAAAUUGUCCGGUGCUCGACCACGCAGCGACUCGAUUUUUAAUGAUUAUCAUUUAUGAAUACGCAACCGAAACGGUCACGUGUACGAAAAGUUUCGCCAUUUUCAUAAGAGCGUAUAAUAGUGCCCAGACAUUGCUCAAGCUUACUUGAACUUGAUACUUGUUUUUUCGACUGCUUUUUGCGCGUAUAUAUCGCAAGCUGCCUUUGUUUUUAUAGCGUCUUAACAAUGGAUCAACGAAUACUGUGAAUUUUUUUUCUCAAUAUUUUAUACGAAAAUACUCGUCGACGAAAGUCGUAUUUCAGUAUGUUUGAAUACAAACGUAAUUUAUAAAAAAAAAGAAAAAAAACAGAUAUUAUACUGCUUGCAGGUGAGUUUAAGCGUAAGGCCAGUCGAAGCCGAUAACACAAUGAAUCGCUCGUUGUCAAAUUAAGAUAAAAAAGUCGAUAAAGUUAAUUAAUUUACGUCGAAAAAUCUGAGCGGCCAAUAGGAGCUCGAACUUAUCUCUCGUAAUAAGUCGAGCACGAGAUGCCAAAGCUCGAGUACAAACAUUUAGUCCCGCGAGAUAUAUGCUGAUUCGAGCUUAUCAUCGUCAUCAUCGAGGUCUUUUUCGCUAUCGACAACGACAUCGUAUGCGAAACGAUACGAUAGACAGAGUCGAUCAAGUUUGGUACAUGGAAGCAUAAAAAAGUCACGACGGUCGGUGGAACGAAGCGCUAGAACACAAAGUGUUUAGGUGAAGGUGGGGUGCUGCGUCAUUGCAACUAAGCGGCGGGUCCUCCACCUUCGCUCCGUCCGUCUCUCUCUUUCUCUCGCUCGACAGUCGACGCUCACUACGUUACAUAUAUAUAUUUGCUCGGUUUGCGUGCGUCGGACUCGUAUAUGCUCCGACUCGCUCCGACUAGGACGCCGACUAGCGGCUGUCUCCGGCUACAGUCAGCAGCAGCAGCGAACUCGACCCAAGCUGCCUCGAGCUUGGUCCGUACGUCAGUGUGUGUUGUGGUACUGCUUCGGCCAGUCGACCGGCUGGCUGCUCCGGAUUUGCGCUUCGAGUGCGCUGUCAUACAUCUAUUAUCCACACACACACACACACACACACCCUCGCACACGCACACGUUGACGCGUGUGUGGGAAAGCGUCGCUUUUUAACCGAGCCGAAAAUUCAUUACUGCCCGAGCGCGCGUAUCGAUAGUGAGCACGCGCGCGAUUGUUGUAUAACAACAUAAGAAAAAGAAUCGCCGAGGAGGUCGUUGCACUCGAGUUGCCAAGAGCGCAGAGAGCUCCGAUCAACGUCUCCUCGUCGUGCUUACCACCUAGUGCUGCAGUGUCGGUGUCGGUGUGCAUGUAGCUUCGUGUGUGGUGACUGUGUGUCCAAGUGCAAAAGUGUGGCCGUGCGCUGCGCUUUAUACCACAGAAAACAAGUGCAGCGCGAGUUUACAUGUAGUAUACGUGCAACACCAUGGGUGCAUGAGAAUCGCAGCGCUCCUCUAGCAGUCGCUCGUAUUAUACUCGUUCUAUAGGCAGUAGCUGCAGCAGAGAGCGCAGCACGCAUCGUACGCGCAGUAAGGUAACAAAGGGUGCCAGUCGCGCACCAGCACAGCAGCGAGAGCGAGAGAGAGAGAGAGACAAGUGCAGUCGAUGAAGCAAACGCUCGCGGUGCCGCUGCUACUGCCGCUGCUCCGAUGAAGAGACUCCGAGGAGCUCUGAGCUGACUGAAGCUUCGAGUCGUCGGUCCCAAGCCCUUGUUCGGCCGUCUCGUCGACAAUACGACAGAGUCGAUUGCGGAAGCCCAAGUUGCUGCUGCUGCUGCUGCUGCUGCACCGACGACCAUUGACAGCCAUAAUAACAACAACGACAGCAAUAACAGCCGUACUCUAGCCACCAUCAUGACUUACGGCACGAAUUUCUAUCAUCAUAACGACAACGUCUCCUCGGACAAGUGCAGAUUUGAGAAUGAAAACGGCGACAGACCAUGCCACGCGUCACCGGAGGAAACCAUCCUGAACAACAUCAACAACCGCCACAGCAUAGGCAACGGUAGCAAUGGAACAGGAUUAGGAUCGAAAUUGAAAUGUCCGGCUUCGAUAUCGCGCCUGAAAGUGGAGAAAAUCGAGGGUGGCCUGAUGGUGGCUGGCGUCGUGGUCGCCGCCAACUGUCAGAUAGCCCUGCCGGCCUUUGGUUUUCUCUUCGUACUCGCCGGCGCCGUUCUCACCGCUGCAUCGUAUCGAGGUCCUGGCGAGGACGAGGAUAAAAAUUCCUACGCCGCUCGGAUCGCCUUCACGGGCAACUCGCGAGUCCUCGGGCCCAUCUGCAUCGCCGUCGGCCUUCUCAUGCUGCUCUGCGGCUCGCUGCUCUGCAUGUUGACUCGCAGGGCGCGUCGACGCGAGCGAAGGGUCGGCUUUCACUGUCCACUUCACGGCGACUUUUAUCCUCUCAACUCGUCCCAAGGUGUCAAGCUAGUCGGCAAGAGCAGCUGGAUGAAGAUACCGUGCUUCGGAUCCAACGGCAAAAAGCUCGACUCGCAGGUGGGACCGCCCCAGUGUCCGCACUCGGUCCUCAGCAGCACCCGGAGCUCCGUCAGUAGUUCACCGCUGAGCCCUUGUCCGACACCGAUGCCGUUCCUCGUCACGUCUGGAUCUAUAAGUGGCAUGCACAUAAGCGCUGCGGCGAAUAUGUCACCCGACCAGACAUUCGGAUCCAUUCGGUCGCUCUCAGUCACUCGAGAAGUCGCUAGUUUUCCUCUCUCGAGGACUCCCACACCGCCGCCUCAGCAUAGAACAAUGGGUGUAAACAGCGAAGAUCUGGAAAAUCCAAUAAUUAGCGAGCCGAGUCCUCGACCGGUGUUACACAACGACAACGCGUCGAGCAAUGCUGAUAAAAAUCACCAUUGCACGAUCGACGUUCAGCCGUUGCAGCAGCAGCAGCAGCAGCAGCAGCAGCAGCCGCAACAACCGCAACAACAUCAGCAGCAACAACGCAAAUCCGUUGUCAUUGUUCUACCAAACGAGCAGCCAAUCAACGCUUGAAUCAACGCGUUAAGCGGCCAAACAACAACUAGCCCAGGCUCUGUUCGACGGCCCGUCUUUACUCCCCUACUCUUCGAUUAAUUUACACAAAAAAAUUCGUUCGUAGCUUCGAAGACUGUUUUAAAGAUACAAUUUAAUAUACGUACGUGCGUUAUUAUACAAUAUUAAUAAUACUGCGUAAGACUGAAAAAAAAACAAAAAACGUAUAUAAUCAAAGGAGCCUACGUUACAAUUAUGUAAUUGUCGUUUCGCCUAAUUGCUAUGGUAUCUCUGCUCUACGUGUGUAAUGCAUAUACUAUAAGGGAGAAGAUUUCGCGAGGAUGAGCAAUUUUUAAUCCAGAUUAAAAACGGCCGUACUGUAUGUUUCGAAUCGAAAUUUGCGUUUAAAAUGUUGUGUUGCAUCACGCUUGGAGUGAUACAAAAGCGAAUUUAUUUGUACGCUCGGCGCGUCGACCUACGGCCGUAAAAUCUCUUUUUACUUCGUUCAUGUAAUGAUGUAUGUGGAUAGUUAAACCCUAGUCUUGUAAAUAUUCUUAAUUAUAACAUUUAUCGAACAAAUUGCGAGCGAGGAUAAACGUAUCUUUUAAGUUUUUUUUUUGCUUUUUUCGUUGUACAACAUUUCUCGUGAUAAAGUGUGAUUCGUUUUACGAAUCAACCAAAUGAAAUGUCAAACAGGGGAAAAAAUUGAUCGUCUCGAUUGUAUCAAGAAUCUCGCUCUCUUCGAUAUAAACAUGUAAAAUUAAGCUUUUAAGUUUGACAAUACUUUGUAUUAAAUGUAAUCGGUAACAAAUUUCGACUGUUUCUUUCGAGCUAGCGUUGUGCGUUUAUUUGUCACUUGUUUAAAGCGAGGAAUUAUUUCGUUUGCGUCCGUUGGACUAGAAAAAAAGUCAGCCAAGUAUUAAACAAAGCGUAUCAGCGAGCGUCGCCAAUUUAAAUCUAAAGUUUCUGAAAAUUUUCGGGCUCGUGCCAAAUAAAACACGCUCGACCUGCGACACACUACGUGCAAAAAGUUAAGAUGGUGCAGGCGCGUGGCUAUUAAUUUUCAUUGGUGUCAAACCGAGAGUAAGUUUUGGCUGCACGUAAUGAGGUGUGAAUAUUUUUGGUCACAGCACGAAGACGUAAUCGAAGAAUCAUCACGAAAUCGUCAUUUUUGUCUAGUUCUAAAAUAUCCUUGUCAUGCAAGCAAAAGGGGAAUGAAAAAUGAUUGCCAAAUGACUACAGACUUUUUACUAAAUGAAAAAAAAAUUGCUCGAUGUUGGAUGUAUUAACAUUAAAAUAGCUGUAACGUUAAAAAAAUUGUAUAAUUAAAUACCGAACUCGCGAAUCGACGUCGCAUUUUAUUAUAUGUUUGAAUUGAAUGUGUCUCUCGUACACAUGGUAUCGUCACUUUCAGUUGUACAUUGUUGAUCUAUUAAUUUUUUUCAAUUCUCAAAUAAUCGUGCAAUAAAUUCACAGUAAUCUAGUUUCUACGAUCGGUGAAUUUAAUUUUUAAGAAAUCUAUCCAUAAGUAUUAGCAUAUAAGUUUUGCGUUUAACGACGAGAUUCCUUGCUUCGAUUUGAACGAUGUAACGUCCAAUGCAAUGAAUAUUUAUUUAGACAUACAAAAACUGCCAAUGCGUAGAUUUUGUCUGUCUUUUUUUAUGACGUAAAAAGAGAGACGUGUAGGUAGAAGUUCCAAAGUUUUUAUAAGUACAGAGAAAAAAUUAGAAAAAAAGUAUAAGUUUGCAAAAUAUAUACUAGCACAUUCCUGUACAAAUUCUCAGAGAUUCACUGUAACAUAACACCAUCGAAUGAUCAUAGAUCGAAAAAAAAAUUUAAUAACAAUCAUCGAAGGGAUCAUAUAUUAUAUUGAACUCUCCGGGAAGUCAGUGUGAAAAUGAAUUUUUCUAAACGCAAUUUUUGUAAAUUACCCAAAACAAAAUUAGAUAUUUCGUGGUAAUUGAUCAAAAGAAGAGAAUGCCUAAAAUUAUCAGAAAAAUAUUAAGUUAUAAUGUCAAAAACCGCGUGUAGAAAUUUUCAAUUUAACACUGGUUUUGGUAUUUCUCAAACAAUCAUCGAGUAUCAUAUUUUUCCAUUUUAGUUUUCAAAAAAAAUUAAAAAUUAAAUAAUUGUUAACAUUUUUACCGUACUGAGAAAAUCGCACAAUUAUACAGAGAUAAUAUGCAUUUGAUACAAUCAAACUAAAUCAGCUUAAAAAUAAUACUAUUACAGAACCUAUAGAGACUUCGAUCAAAUUGACACCAUAGUUCAUAUUCAUUUCUGGAAAAAUUCAUAAUAACUACCCUCGGGGCUGCACAAUAUACAAAAUCAUCAAUCAUUAUCGUGCAUUAUAAUUAUACAACCAAAUUUUAUGAAACUCGAUGUAUUGUGUGAGCAAACCUAAUCUCACCUUUUGUAAAUUAUUAAGGAGUACUUCGAUGAGGGUGAUAAAAUUGUAUUAUUAAAUACAUAAAAUUUAUUCAUGUAUUAAUUAGAGAAAAAAUGAAAAAUUUCAAGUGUGCAAUUAUAACUUUUUAGGAAUUAACUUGCAAACAAGAAUGUAAUUUAUACGUUAAUUUACAAUGAAGAAUAUUGUACGAAUAGUUUGUGAUAUUAGAUUAAAGAUCGGCAAUAUUGUUGGACAAUUUUCGACGAUAAAAGAAAACGAGUAUCUGUUUUUUAAAUUUUUCAUUCAAAAAUAAAGCGGCACAGGUGUAAACAGAAAUAGUUGCACAUUACGUUUUUCGAAAGCGGCAAAUUGCGAUAAUGUUAAACUGCACUGCGCUUGCGUUAAUUAUUUCUAGCUCGUACAAUGUUAUACAAUGCUUAAUUCCAUUUCCAGUUACAUCGUUUCGACCUCAUUAUUGAAUUAUGCACACAAAAGCGAUAAACGAUCGUCUCAUAUGCGCAUCAUGUAAUCUCCAAAGCUUCUGCUCUUUAAUACUAAUAGCUACUUCGAACAAUGAAAUCAUCGUUACACGUUGAUAGCUACUGAAAAAAGUAACCAAGCACGCUUUUAUGAUUAUUAUAAUAUGUGUAUUCGAAUCUUAUAACACUAUUCUACGAGAUCAUUAUAAGCGUAUAAAUACAUAUACAAUGUUUAAAUAUCAUCGCUAAGAUAUAUCUAUCAUCCUUGUAUGGGCAAAUAUCACUGAUUUAUAUAAUUUUUUUUAUUCACUUGUGUUUGCGAGGUGUACGAUGAUUCUUUUUGUCACAAUAGUGAAUCAAAUUUUUAAGAAAAAAUAAAUAAAAUGAAUGCAAGCACGUGAUUUAUUGUCGUGUGUAAGAUCUACAAAGCAAAAAUAUCAUGCAAUAUUUGUUACCUACGAAAGGAUCUUAUGCUCCAUAUAUUUUCAAAUUGUACGUUAAGUAAUAUUCUUAUGUCUAUACCUAUGUCUGUACAUUUGGUCCAUAGAUAAUAAAAUGUUAUGAAAACAUUAA